CUUAUCAGCUUGCUCCAGCCCUGCUCUAGGCAAUUAAUGGCAAUUUAAGGGUUAAGUUGAAGUCAAAGUCCAAAGAAUACACUUGCCCCACCCUAUGUGAGAGGGGGAGAAAAAACAAGUUGUGCUGGUUAUAGAGAGAGAGAGAGAGGAACUUUCAGUUUUGUUUUGUGCACCUGAUUUCAGUGAUGGCGGCUGCUGAUCUGAGAGACGAGCUGAGCUGCUCCAUCUGCCUGAACAUUUAUACUGAUCCUGUAUCCCUGCCGUGUGGCCAUAACUUCUGCCGGGUCUGUAUUGGGACAACAUGGGACAUCCAGGAGGGAUCUGGGGCUUAUUCCUGCCCUGAAUGUAGAGCAGAGUAUCAGGAGCGCCCUGCCCUGCACAGGAACAGAACUCUGGGUAACAUAGCAGAGAGAUUCCUUCCAACUGAGACAGAGCCGGGGGAGACUGGGAUCUUCUGCACCUACUGUGUCCUCUCUCCUGUACCUGCUGCUAAAUCCUGUCUCCUGUGUGAGGCUUCUCUGUGUGAUACCCACCUGAGGGUCCACAGCAAGUCAGCAGAACAUGUACUGACCCAACCCACCGACUCCUUUAUGGGGAGAAAAUGUUCUGUACAUCACAAGGUUCUGGAGUAUUACUGCUGUGAGGAGUCUGUCUGUGUCUGUGUGUCCUGCUGUCUGGCUGGAGAGCACAGGGGCCACAGGGUGGAGCUGCUGAGCGAAGCCUCUGAGAAGAAGAAAGAGAAACUGAGGAAAGUUCUGGAGAAAUUGAGCCCAGAGAGAGAGAAGACUGAGAGAGGAGCCCAGAGACUGCAGGAGCGCAGGAGAGAAGUGGCAGAAAAAGCAGCUGGUGAGUCGGAGAGAGUCACUGCCCUGUUUAGAGACAUCAGGGAACAGCUGGAAGCCCUAGAGAAGCGACUCCUGAGUGACAUCUCCAGCCAGAAAGAGAAGCUUUACCUUCAACUCACUGAUCUGAUGGAGCAGCUGGAAAUAAAGAAGGACGAGCUGUCCAGGAAGAUCCGUCACAUUGAGGAGCUGUGCAACAUGGCAGAUCCACUCACUGUCCUACAGGAACGGGAAUCACAUGGAGCUGCAGAUAAUGAGGGGGGCAGAGAGAGACAUGAUAUAAAGGUCCCUGCUGUAGGGGAUCUGGAUGUGGAUCUGAUCUCAGAGACAUUACUCACAGGCUUAGCUGCCAUUGUGACUGGGGUAAAGGGAAGGUGGAUCUAUGGGCAGGAGGCUACAGACCUGUUACUGGAUAUAAACACGGCUGGGAAUCUUGUAUCUGUAUCAGGGGACAGGAAAUCUGCUUCCUACUCACUCACAGACCAGUGUCACCCACAAUCCCCAGAGAGAUUUCAGAAAUAUCCUCAGACCUUAAGCAGCAGGAGUUUCCCCUCAGGGCGACAUUACUGGGAAGUGGAGGUCAGUGAAUCAGGGAGCUGGAGGGUAGGGGUGGCCUAUCCCAGUAUAGAGAGGAGAGGGGAUCAGUCCUGGAUUGGGGAGAAUAACAAGUCCUGGUGUUUGCGCAGAUGGAAUAAUAAAUAUUCAGUGAGACAUGACAGUAAAUUCACACAGUUACCCCACGUCCCUUCCUGCAGGAGAAUCAGGAUCUCAUUGGACUAUGAGGCCGGACGUCUGUCCUUUUAUGAGCUGAGUGAGCCAAUCAGACACUUACACACCUUCACUGCCACAUUCACUGAGCCCCUUCAUGCUGCAUUCUGUGUAGGGUGGGAUCAAAAUUCCUGUAUGAGAAUUAUUUAGGGCACUGCCUACCUCAGAGCAGAGAAACCUAUUGUAAGAGCUAUCUAUUGCCAUGUGAUGACAGAAAAAAGAAAGGAAUCACAGGAGCCUUAUUUAUGUUGGCCAAUCUCUCCUGAAUCACCAAAUAUGUUACCAUUGCACCAUUUUAGGAAAUAUCUAUAGCUUUAAAUAUUAAUAAAAUAACCUUAUGACCUUAUCACCUACUAAAAAUAGCAGAUAAUGGAAUAUUCAUAUCUGACACAAAACAUAAAUAAUAAGAGAACUGAUAUUCUGCCAUUUGUCCUGUUUUCUUGAAACACAAAAUUCCUAUUGUCUUGAGAAAAUCGGGUAUUUUUAUAGAUGUACUGUAUGUAUAUUUUUAUUUGUAUAGUGCUACUUGAGGGCAAAUCACUCUAGAGCAGAACAAUAAAUUAGUUGAACAAACAGGGGUCAUUACUUGGCUAUACUUUGUUUUCGAGGGACAGAGGCAAUAGAA
Messenger RNA from Xenopus laevis (African clawed frog), 2235 nucleotides. Its product is annotated as E3 ubiquitin-protein ligase TRIM39-like. Bases 186 to 1760 code for a protein of 524 amino acids. The transcript has a single exon. The record is from RefSeq and is a predicted model, not a curated record. NCBI's taxonomy places the organism in Eukaryota, Metazoa, Chordata, Amphibia, Anura, Pipidae.